Messenger RNA from Anoplophora glabripennis (Asian longhorned beetle), 362 nucleotides. RefSeq lists its product as uncharacterized. Lineage: Eukaryota; Metazoa; Arthropoda; Insecta; Coleoptera; Cerambycidae. The record is from RefSeq and is a predicted model, not a curated record. The annotation marks the transcript as partial. The transcript is spliced from 2 exons.
CGCAGUUCAACCGGUGCGAUCGGCGAUUGUCACGCGCUGUCCGCGAUCGAGGAAUGCUGUGGUACCAGGGCGACGACGACGAUGAGGAGGACCUCAUGUUUUCCCCCGCUUUGCUGGCCAGACGGGCUUCGGAGAGCUGGAUCGACACGCCACCUGUUGAGAACCUGGUGACGCAGACCACCCUGCAGAGGAAGAAGUCCCUGCCCGACGUCCAAGACUUACCCAGGUCCACCGGCGCUAUGUCCAGGGAGGAGGUGUCCUACCUGGGGUCGGCGCGACGGGAGGAGGUCCGGAGGCAGCUCGACGAGCACGAGAGGCUCCGCGCCAACCCCCUGCUGUAUCUCGUCAGCCCGCAGGUCAAG